AUGACCCCCCUCGAGCAAAUCCCCUGGAUCGCCGCCCUCCUCACCAACCCAUCCUACGAGACCUCCCCCCUCCACGACAACCUCCUCCCCAAAGCUCUCAAUACCCCCGAUGCAAUCCCAUACUGUAUCCUACAGAGUCGUGUGCCUCCUCACUCAUCCCAAGCUACAUCCCCGACCCUAGAACCAACCCACGAACUACGCCUGUUCGCCUCCUUGGGACAAGAUGUCGCAGGCCACUCGGGUGUCCUACACGGCGGCGUGGUAGCCAGCUUGCUAGACUCGGUAAUGGGGUUGGUAUUGGCUUCCCGCGGGCAGGCCUGCAUGACUGCCUCGUUGAAUGUGCGGUUUCGACGGCCUGUCCCGGCGCCUGGGGCUGUUGUUGUGCAGUCAUGGGUGAAGGAGGAGCGGGCGGGGAGGUGGAUCGUGCUGGGGGAGAUUGUGGAUCAAACGGGGAAGGUCCUGGCUGGGGCGGAGGGGAUGUUUGUGGGCGUGACAGGGAGGCCGAGUAGAGUUUGA
This is a messenger RNA of Aspergillus campestris IBT 28561, 516 nucleotides long. Its product is annotated as PaaI family thioesterase. The transcript has a single exon. The record is from RefSeq and is a predicted model, not a curated record. The coding region runs from base 1 to 516 and encodes 171 amino acids. NCBI's taxonomy places the organism in Eukaryota, Fungi, Ascomycota, Eurotiomycetes, Eurotiales, Aspergillaceae.